Molecule: messenger RNA, 219 nt
Organism: Plasmodium relictum
Lineage: Eukaryota; Apicomplexa; Aconoidasida; Haemosporida; Plasmodiidae
Product: conserved Plasmodium protein, unknown function
Exons: 1
Coding region: 1-219 (72 amino acids)
Source: RefSeq, a predicted model, not a curated record
AUGGAGCUAAGUCUUUUUGGAAUAAUUUCUUUUCUUUUUUUAAUUUCUUUUUGUCUCUCUUAUGAUGUUAAUGAAAAAAGAGAAAAAGAAAAUUUGAGAAAUGUAUCAAAUAUUGUAACUAUUGAGGUUCUACCUUCAGAUGAAGAUGACGAAAAUUAUGAUUAUGAUUAUUUAUUAAAUGAAUUUAUAGGCAUUAAUAAUAAUAUUAAUAAUGUAUAA